AUGCCUGAGGAAAAAGACCCGUUGCCCGGGCGAGAAGCCAGCAUGUUCUACUUGCACACGCCUCAACCAGCCGUGUUCUUAUGCGCCCGUGAUCAAAAAUUCACGGAGCGGCCAUUCGGUACAUCGUCGCCAGCAUAUACCCCAGCUCCUCGUAGGCCGUCGAAAGAUGUCUCUGACAUAUCCGAGGAGUCUUACUCCCCCAGUCCGGUUCCUGAGCGAAGCACUCCCGCAAGUCUGAACUCGGGGACUCACACUGACUCUACAAACUCAAGACCGCGGCCAGAUCAGACUGACAUUGCCCGUGGCAUCAGGACCUAUUUUAGUCACUGCCACAGACAACCCAUUUGGUGCUUUGAGAGGGAGGAUGUCUCCAAUUUUGCAUCACUGCCUGAUGAACUUGUAUAUAGCAUCCUGGCCUUGACUUCACAUUUCUCCCCCAGGCAAAUUUCUCAGCCAUGCCACUAUGGCAACGAUGCGAGACAUCUAAUUAUGCUGCGCAUUGCCAACGGUGCUGUGAGCCUUCCGACUAUUGAGAGCUUGUGUCUACUCUCGUAUUCUACUUUCAUAGAUGGCAACCCCCAUCUUGGCCAAUUUCAUCUCGGCCUUGCUAUUCAACUCUGCCGGUCUGCCAUGCUUGACAUGGAAUCAAUAUACACUGGUUCAGAUCCAACCAUGGAACGAAAGAAGAAGCUUUUCUGGAGCCUACAAUUGCUUGAACACUUUUAUGGUAGACCGAACGGCUUACCAAGCAUACCCGUCGAGAUUGGAAGGCCAAGUUACGGUCCAGCUGGCGGUGUCCACGGAUUUUUCUCGGACUUGGGUCCCAAAACACCACCUCUCCCAACAGAUAGUCUUGGCACCUCAACCCCGGAUGAACCAGGGAUAUGGAAUACAGGCCUUCGGCUGGGAUGGGUAUGGAGUAGAGUGAGAAAGUAUGUUUCGGAUUGCUCGCAGAACAUACUGAAAGAGCCGUGGCGACACGACUCGACAUAUGCCAUGGUGUGCUCUGACUUUCUGGAAACGGAGAAUCGGAUUCCCAUGUGUCACCGCUAUGAUUCGGUCAAGUUUUACGAGCGAAAAAGAGACGAGCUGAGAAGUGAGCAUGACUACUGGGCGGCAUGGCUAAAGGAGCAGUUCACAUACCACUCCAUUCCCACGGUCCUCAACCACCCAUUUCUCUACAUUGUCGGAGCUCAGCACAACCCAAACCUGGCGAUUCCUAAUACUUUCUGGAGGCGGUCGUCUGAGCUGGCGCUGAUUCAUGCGACUUGGAUCGUUCGAAUCAUAGACAUGAUUGUGGACAAGCAAGUAAAGCUCACCGAUCCAUUCUUUGCACACAUGGCCGCCAUUGCUGCCACGGUGCAUCUUUACUACUGCUGUGCAGCAGCAGCUAGGCUGAAACAUAAAUCACACACCGAUUUUGCCAAGUGUAGGCAGUUUCUCAAGAGCUUCACAGCCCACUCUGCAGCUUGCGCAGCUUUGGAUCAUAAUCUGGAUAGGAUGACCCGAAUCGCUGCCGAUUCGGAUAAUAUGGAUGGGGAGGACUGGAUGCCAUCCAAGCUAAACUUGAGUGUACCCUUGAUGUGGGACAUUUUGCAGUUUAACUGCAUGACCAUGACGCCUGCUACCAACUCUGUCGACUUGUUGGAUGCUUCACUGACCCCGACGAUGGCCCAAGAAGAUCUUAGCGAGUGCACGUUGCUAGAAAUUGUCGUCGCGUCGUCGCCAGAGAUCAACGUCGAUACAACUGAUGGAGGACAAACAGCACCUCUUGCCUCUUCUGCUUCUACAAAACCUGAUACUCCACGCAACAUGGUUUGGAAUGAAACUAACCUCGAGCCAACGGACAAUCUUACGUUUAACACUACCCCAUGGCUGUAUGCAGAUCUUUCGCAGUUCGCAAGUCUUGGAGAUCUGGGCCUACUGGAAGCCCAGUCAGGAAUGAAUGAUAAUCGUGCCCAACAACCAUGGUGGGAGGGUGGGAACUUCAGCAAUGCCACAUUCUACUAG
This is a messenger RNA of Pestalotiopsis fici W106-1, 2010 nucleotides long. RefSeq lists its product as uncharacterized. Gene Ontology annotation, cellular component: nucleus. Gene Ontology annotation, biological process: DNA-templated transcription. The record is from RefSeq and is a predicted model, not a curated record. The transcript has 5 exons. NCBI's taxonomy places the organism in Eukaryota, Fungi, Ascomycota, Sordariomycetes, Amphisphaeriales, Sporocadaceae. Bases 1 to 2010 code for a protein of 669 amino acids. Gene Ontology annotation, molecular function: zinc ion binding; DNA binding.